Molecule: messenger RNA, 2879 nt
Organism: Toxotes jaculatrix (banded archerfish)
Lineage: Eukaryota; Metazoa; Chordata; Actinopteri; Toxotidae
Gene: sart1
Product: spliceosome associated factor 1, recruiter of U4/U6.U5 tri-snRNP
Exons: 1
Coding region: 360-2675 (771 amino acids)
Biological process (GO): maturation of 5S rRNA; mRNA cis splicing, via spliceosome
Cellular component (GO): U4/U6 x U5 tri-snRNP complex
Source: RefSeq, a predicted model, not a curated record
CAGGAAGGAAACAGUCGCACCGUCGAUCGCUGUUUGUUCGUUGAAGUAUCAAACUUGUGUACGUUAACGUGGUGUGCGGAUGGUUAAAUUGGACUAAAAAAAACAAUCAGCUAAACAUUCAUUCCACGUCCUUACUCGUCUUCGACCAAUAUCGGAUUUCGAAUGCAAGUUUUCAUUUUUUGCUCUGCCCUGAGCGAGUUGUGUCGUCGGUUAUCCAAUUAGCCUUCAAAGCUAAUGUGAGCUAGUUAGCGAAGGAAAGCUAACUACAUUUUUUCCUUUAAAAGACUGUGUGCGCGCAAGUAUAUUUUGCUUUUUGAGGGGUUUUUGAGUUUGUGUUGCCGUGACCAGCAGAUAAGAUAAUGGGGUCGUCAAAGAAACACAAGGAAAAGAGCCGCGACAAAGACACAGAAGAGCGCCGACGCGAACAUAAGAAACAUCGCCACAAGGACCGAGACACUUCGGAUCGCGAUGGGACUCGGGAUAAAGAGAAACGAAAGCGCUCCAGGUCCAGGGAAAGAAGUGGGCGAGAGAGCCGCAGCAAAGGCGAAAAGAGCAGCGUGGAACCACGCGUGAAAAAGGAGAAGGUUGACCUUGGAUAUGAGGAGAGCAAUGCAGAAGUGGAACCCCAGUCUGCAAGCGGAGAUGCAUCGCUCAGUAUUGAGGAAACAAACAAACUCAGGGCGAAGCUGGGUCUGAAGCCUCUGGAGUUAAAUGAGAACAAGAAAGAGCUCGGGACCAAAGAGGAGCCAGUGGUGGCUGAGACCAUCAACCCUGUUCUUAUCCAGCAGCAGAAAGAGAUGAGAGAGAAGCUUGCUGCUGUGAAAGAGAAACGCAUCCUCAACCAAAAAUUGGGAAAAGUAAAGACCUUAGGUGAGGAUGACUGGUUUGAUGACACAGCUGCUUGGGUAGAGAGAAGCAGAAAGUUGGCAAAAGAAAAAGAAAUGGCAGAGAAAAGAGCCAAACUUCUGGAGGAGAUGGAUGAGGAGUUUGGUGUGAGCAGUUUGGUAGAGGAGGAGUUUGCUCAAAGCAAAAAUGAUGCCUACACAUCUCAAGAUCUAAAGGGACUAAAAGUGCAGCACAAGGUGGAAUCCUUCAGUGAGGGUCAGACUGUUGUCCUGACCCUACAGGACAAAGGUGUUCUUGAGGACGAAGAAGAUGUGCUUGUAAAUGUGGGCCUGGUUGACAAGGAAAAAGCAGAAAAGAAUGUGGAGUUGAAAAAGAAAAAGCCAGAUUACAAGCCUUAUGAAGAAGAAGAGACUGUGGAUGACAUGGUAACGUUUAAGCCCCGCUCUGUUCUUUCAAAAUAUGAUGAGGAAAUUGAGGGCGAAAAGAAGAAGAGCUUCCGGUUGAAUGCUGGAGGCUUUGCUGACGGAGAGCGAGAGCGGGAGCUCCAGGCCAUGAGAGACGCCCUGCGAAAUCAGGCCCAGUCCUUGGAAAUGCCUGCUCUCGCUAUCGCCUCAGAGUAUUACACACCCCAAGAAAUGGUGAGCUUUAAAAAGACAAAACGCCGCGUAAAGAAGAUCAGGAAGAAGGAGAAGAGCACAGCUGCAGAUGAACUUCUCCUCGAUGACACUCGCAGCUCUGAUUUUGGUUCCAGGGCACGUGGCCGAGGUCGCAGACUGGUGGAUGAAGAGGGUCAGGAGGUAAAGGAGGAACAAAGCAAACUGCCAGACAAUGUCCCCCAGAUGUCUGAUGAUAUCAGGAUGGCGGAAAUGGAAAUAAGUGAUGACGAGGACUUUGCAUCUCCUGAGCCAACUGUAAUUGAGGAGGACGAGGCAGAGCAGGAGCUGCAGAAACAGCUGGGGAAGCAGAGGAAGCUGAAGCAAAAACAGCUUCUCAAAGACUCUGGGGAGAAGGUGGCAGAGCAGAUUAAAUGGCUUGGUAGUGGCGAUAAUGACAAUGAUCCUGAAAGGAGGGACAACAUUGUUUUCAAUGCCACCUCUGAGUUUUGCCGAACUCUGGGUGAUAUUCCAACUUAUGGACUGUCAGGUAACAGAGAGGACCAAGAAGACAUUAUGGAUUUUGAACAGGAGGAAGAGAAAGAUGAUGCUGGAGGUUCAGACUCCGAAAUGGAUGAGAAUGUUGGGUGGAGCACAGUGAACUUGGAUGAAGAGCAAAAACAACCUGACUUCUCCACAGCCUCAGCCACCAUUUUAGAUGAGGAGCCCAUUGUCAACUCUGGCCUUGCUGCUGCCUUGCUGCUUUGCAAAAACAAAGGUCUGUUGGACACCCAGAUGCAGAAGGUAGCCCGUGUCAAAGCGCCAAAGGGUGCCCUACCCAAUGACAACUACUGCAUUGAGGACAAGAUGGGCUUUGAUGACAAGUACAGUCGCAGAGAAGAAUACAGAGGCUUCACACAAGAAUUUAAAGAAAAGGAUAGUUACAAACCUGAAGUCAAGAUUGAGUAUGUGGAUGAGUCUGGGCGGAAACUCACUCCAAAAGAAGCUUUCAGGCAGCUUUCACACAGAUUCCAUGGGAAAGGGUCUGGAAAGAUGAAGACAGAGAGGAGAAUGAAAAAGCGAGAGGAAGAGGCACUUCUGAAGAAAAUGAGCAGCAGCGAUACUCCUCUAGGGACUGUGGCUUUGCUUCAAGAGAAACAGAAAUCUCAGAAAACACCAUAUAUUGUGCUUAGUGGGAGUGGAAAAAGUAUGAAUGCAAACACCAUCACUAAAUGAGUAAUUGGGGAGGAGUGAAUUAUGGUUAAUACAGGCAUUUUCAUACAUAUAUACAUAAACACACACAUACAUACACAUUCAUACACAGAAUGUUUUAAGUAAAGUAACUGCUACACUUUCAUGCCCUAGUUUAUGCAAGUGUCAAUGUAGUAAAGAAUUGUUGAAUAAAAUGAAUACAAAUGAGAAUUUUUUUUUCCUUUUCUG